AUGUUUAAGGUUAUCAGUUUUCUAACUCUAGUUGCGGUGUCGUUAGCUUUCGUUUCUGUACCAAAUGAGACUAUUUUGUCAAAACCAAGAUGGGGUCAUAGUGCCGUGCUUUUGAAUGACAAAUUAUAUAUAUAUGGCGGAAAAGUGGGAACGAGUUCGAAAGAUGAUCCUAUGGAUACUAGUCAGAAUUCAAACCAACUUCUUAUCCUCGAUGUAUCAGUACCUUUCUCAAUAAAAGACCCUGCGUGGAAAUUACGUUUGGUAGGCCCCCGAGUUGCUUAUCAUACAAUCAGUUUAGGUGGACUACAAAAUGAACUUUUAGUAUUAUAUGGUGGAGAAUAUAGUGAUGUACCUAUACCAGCGAAUCCAUUAUUUUACUACAAUACUUCGGAGGAAUCUCCUUUAUGGAUUUAUGCAGGUAUACAAGAUAAACAACCUGCGGUCAAUAUAAGAGAACAUACGGUCGUUACAAGAUUCAAUGAUUCAAUGAAUUACUUUUUUGGUGGCAUUAAUACACCUGACCCAAAGAUUUCAGCAAAAUUUCAACUCCGGGAUUUAUUUAAAGUGGAUACUAGGGGAAAUCACUGGAAUAUCAUGAAUGUAGAUAUAAAUACACCGCCAGGAAGAUUUCAUCAUACUGCAACUAUUCUUUCGGAUGGAAAGAUGUAUAUAAUUGGAGGGUAUUCCGUGGACAAAUUAGCAGAUAUGAAUCAAAUUUACGUUUAUGAUACGAUAGUAGAAAAAUGGAGUGUUCAGACUGCAGUUGGUACUUUACCAUCGGCACGCAGAGAUCAUACCGCAGUAGGAACGCAUGACGGUAAAGUGAUUAUACACGGCGGUGUUAACCAAGAUUAUACUAGGAUGUUUGAUGAUAUUGCAAUCUUGGAUACCACCAAACAACCUUAUACUUGGAAAGUUGUUAAGGCAAACGGCGUUAUACCGACAGCAAGAUAUUCCCAUACGGCUACGAUCAUUGGAACCAAUAUGUUGAUUGCAUUUGGUUAUUUGGCAGAUAAUACUGCCGAUAAUAAUAUACACGUCCUUGAUACAAACACGUAUACUUGGAAACAAAGUUACACCCCAGAAAAUUUGGAAUUUACAAAAACGACGCUCCCAAUUUCAAUGCCUUUAAUAUCUAUAGUAACGACACAUGGUGUCGAUGGAGCUAAAUUUUUGUUUAUUUUGUUGAUAGGCGUUGGUUUAUUUUGGUUUUACAACAGACAAAGACGUCGUCGUAUUCUAAUUUUAUAA
Molecule: messenger RNA, 1251 nt
Organism: Funneliformis geosporum
Lineage: Eukaryota; Fungi; Glomeromycota; Glomeromycetes; Glomerales; Glomeraceae
Source: the annotation of a GenBank genome assembly